Messenger RNA from Malaya genurostris, 6352 nucleotides. RefSeq lists its product as uncharacterized. The transcript has 12 exons. Bases 729 to 4841 code for a protein of 1370 amino acids. The record is from RefSeq and is a predicted model, not a curated record. Lineage: Eukaryota; Metazoa; Arthropoda; Insecta; Diptera; Culicidae.
CGAUGUUGUGCAGUGCAAUUUUGGGAGUGUAGGUUGUAUUUGUUCGUGUCAAAAAGUAUUUUUUCCAGUCUGGCUGCUGGCAGAAAUCGAUUAAAAUAUCAUUGUUUGUCGCGAUUUUUCAAUAGUAUCUCUUCUUUUUGACGCAAUGGUAAGCCGAUGUACAAGAAGGUAGAUUUAUUUCAGAUGUGCACCCGUCAACUUACAAGAAUUUUGUGAUUUUAUUUUUACAAUUUUAUGUGCAAAAAAGACGACACCAGCAAGAUCGUUUGUGAGAAGAACAUGGCAAUAGUCGGAAGAGUUACUUUUUAUUGAAAAAAAAAGUGUUAGUGCUGUUCGGUUGAUGCAAUAGUUGUAUGUGUGUCAUUUGUGAUAGUGCUGCUUUUUAACGCAAACCGUACAUUGCGUUUGAAUGAAAAUUCGAUUUUAAUGGAAGUUAUUUGUGGUCUACUGAGAAGAUGUUGGUUAAUACAAGCAAAUAAGAACGUGAAGAAUCCGGUGCAGAAAUGGUGUUUACUUUCCUGGAUUACACAAGUUAAUGGAUUAUACGUAUAAAUUAAUAGAAUGAAUUUCGAAGCCAUGACAUGAUCGUUUAGAGUAACUGGUGAUCGUAGACGGUUACCUUGUUUCAUAGUACUGACCGGGUAAUACAGUAAUAGAAUACGUGCGUUUUACAGCUAUGUAGUAAACACUUUAGUUAUCAGCAAGAACAAACAAUAGGACGCGUAACGAUGGAGACUGGUAAUACAGCUACCCUCCCAAUGGGCACCAUUGUACCUGCCCUUGUUCGUCCAAACACACUACUGCCGCCCGAGAAAGAGCCAGUUCAGUUUCAGAUAAACCUUAUUGGGGCCCCGCCAGAAGUGGAACAGCUGAUCGAGCAUAUCAAAACCGUCGCAGAGCAGUUUCUCUAUCAUUGGAAAACGUUCCCUAUCAAUUUACCCUCACCUCUUUCCAUCAACCCUACCACCGGUGGCGUUGGCAACGGAGGUGGCAGCGCUAUUGUUGGCAGCAACAAUAUUAAUAACAUCAAUAGAAAGUCACGCCCGAUCAACUUGCGUGAUCUUUUCAUUGCUCCUCCAUUCGAUGAAUUGGACGCCGUGGCGGCUGAUGGCACGGGUGAACCGCGAUUGCUGAACAAUUCUCAACUGAGAUCGCUACGCGAGCGAGGCUUGCAAAAGGACAAAUUCGGCAAACCGAAGAAAUUAAAUUUGGAACAAUUGGACUCAAUACAGUUGACCGGUGAGUUCGAGGUACCCAGCCUGAAUUUUCCGGGUCAAAUGCAUCGCUGGCGGCUUUCGCAGUUCUUGCAAAAAGGCUCAGAUCGGACACGUGAUUCCCUGCUCGGAGAUUUGGCCAUGUCCGCACGUUUCCUGGUUAUUACUGCUAAGGGAAGACUGUUUGGACACUUUUUCUCGGCUGCUCAUGCUGCGCGCGCUUUUUUGCAAGGGCUGACUAAGUUGAUCGACAUGGUGAUAGGUGUUCCAUCAUUGUUGGCACAGAAUCUCGAUAAUAAAAUUAGAGAAGAGCGAUGUCGCUUCUUGGUAGCCGAGCUAGUUUGUAGAAGUGAAUACGAAGACUGUUUGGAUGCUCUCUGUAGUUAUGUACGACAUCAGCUUCGUAGGGCUACGAUGGAGAAGUUCGAUGUUAAUUGCCAGCAGGCGCAACCGGUACCUUAUCUAUACGUCACACCAAAGGGCCAGGAUAUCGAUAUGCGUCUGUUUUCCAAAGAUAUAAUGCGCAAAGCACUGCCUAUUCUUGUUGGGAUACUAGAAAAGGAAACUCGAGGUUGGUUCUUACAUUUCCGCGAACGUUUAAUUGCUGAGCUUCGGGAACGGAAAAUGACAGAUGCCGAAAUAGAAGAAGAGGUUAACGAUGCCGUAAUGAAAGAGUAUCUGCAGCGGGUUUAUACGUCUAUACUGUCGAACAACGAUUUGGCUGAUCUUGGUGAAAACAUUCCACAGCUUUUAGUGCAGCAAGCACAGUCGGUAGUCAUUAUGCACAAAGCUGUUGACAAAAUACAAAAAGAAUUGAAAAAAUCUCGUGACGAACAACGGAAGAUGCUUCAGGAGGAACAUCCUGUUUUGUCUCGGAUUUCUCCCUGGUUGCGUGCGAAGCUUGAGGCUGGAGAACAAACAAAAAUAUCAAAAAUAACCUGGGGAGCACACGAGGAAGCCCUCAAAACUGCACAGAAGCACAAUUUGCAUCAAUCCGUGUAUUUUCUGAAUCGUGAUUUGGCGUUCAUGAAAGAGCGAGAGCCGGUUCUUCUGAAAGAAUUGAAAAAUGCGAAAACUCCAACAAGAAACUUCCAAUGGGCUUGUCGGAUAUGGUCACCGAAAUCGUGGAUCAUACGCCGUAGCUUCCAAGGUCACUCGGAAGUGAUACCGACGGUUAUUACUCAGCAAGCUACAUCAAUAGUUACCCCCCGAUCGGAUCCUAGUCAGCCAGUAUUCCUCGUAGAGAAGGAAUUGGUCCGCUCAACCAGUACCAGAUGGCCAAUGUGGCGUCUACUGAAUCUCUUCCAACGCACUUGGACUUGGACGUGGAAUAUCAUGUUUUUGUUAGGUGUAAUAGUACCAUGGUGCAGUCCACUUGGUUUUCGCGCUCUGUUUUGCGUUAAACCGUUCAUGGCAGACUUGGAGCUAUCGCAAGUGAACGGAACGCUUUUCCCCCGAAAAACCAGCAUAACACAAACGAUGUGUUCUCGUCUGGUCGAGUUAUGGAGGCAUAUUUCGAAAGCCAGAACACACUUUGAGACGGAACCGGACACGGGAUUUGUGGGGAAAGGCAUGACGAGGCAUUUAAACCGUCUUUAUAACUAUUUCAUCAAAGGCUUCCUCGGUACGCUUGUCAUACUUACAAUGUUUCCCCUGUUGUGUCUAAGUGUUAGUGUUAGCAGCAUAGUAUUUGCCAUAGCAGCGCCCUUGUGGAUGCCCUUUAUCACCAUUACUUUACAUCUUUAUAUGAUGUUGGUGUUCGAUUUGGAUUGUCCAGAUGAAAGUCGUCGUAAUCGUUACUGCAUUUUUCUGGAAGCCGUCGGGUGGAACAUAAUUGUACAAGGUUUGCUUCAGCCGCUUUUAGCUUUGAUAGUGGCAUCGAUGAUAUGUCCCGCUGUAUCUGUAGCAGUGUUGUUUGUUGGAGUGGCCAGAUAUUGGCUCAGAUUGUUCUGGGAUGCAAUAACAUUUCAUCUAUUCAUCAAAAAAUGCGGUCGAGUGCCGGCAAGCGACAGUUUAGCAGUAAAGCGUAUAGCAGGCCCUGGGUUAGCUUUGGAUUAUUAUUUUUCGAUUAGGCCAGAACAAGCUUUGGCUGCUUUUGAAGCAAAGAUGGAGCUCGACGAAUUACAAGCUUACCAACAUUCACUGGAAACAAUCAUAUGCCAACCACAGAAGGAUUUUAGUCAGUUUGUGGAGGCUUGUUUUGGACCCUUUUCGGCGCAACUCUCGAAAACGGUUGGGCCCUAUCGACAGCUCGAACGAGAAGGUCAAGAUUUGAUGACGUCUUUGCAUGAAAAAUUGGAGAAGCGGCGCAGAGAUUUGCAAACAGGUCUGACUACUGCUGUGAAGACGAGAAUCAAACUGAGCACGAUGGAACUGAAAAUAGUCAUUCAGCAGUCGGCUUACAUGCUGGAAAAGUUUUAUCCUUCUCAUGUUAUAGCGAGACUUUCGAUUAGUGAGGAUGAGUUCUGGGACGCAAAGGGUCUCUCCGUCGGAGAUUGGGCAGGGCUAGCCGGAUUGUUGUACGCUGAUAUUUUCAGUUUAGAUUUCUUAACACCAUUAUCGGAAAGCGAUACGCAGUUUAAACUGGAACCUCACUCACAGCUGGAUCUGUCUCGUUAUACCGAAAUGGUACAGAACACUAGCGAUAUAAUGGGAAUCAAUGGCCCAGAUCUGCUGGGUAAUGUCUAUGCACCGCGAGGCAACAUCCAAGUUCAUUCGCCAUAUUUAGAAGUUUCUGCUUUUAAUCCACGCUCACGGGUGAUGAUUAAUUCUAGAAGAGCUGAAAAGAGAAAUGACACGUCCUCUGGCCUGACAACACCACGUGUAAGAGCGCGUCGCUCACCGAUUCCGACACCGAAAUCACGCAACAGUUGGAAACCGUGGAAGCGAAAACAACUGAAAAAACAUGCGACCGAUAAGCUGUUGAUUCCGCUUCCCAUUCCACAUCCUGUGCAUAUAGCCAUAUCAAUCUAUAAUCGUGAUUCAGAGCAUCCCAUUCCGAUUGAAUCGGACAUUUGUUGGGAUAUUUUGCGAUCAAUAGAGGAGUGCCAGGGAGAUUUGGAAGCGAUAUUACGCUUUCGGGAAACAGGAGCCGUUGGGAAUCGUUCAGUCGGAAUCAGUGUCGAUGGAUUGGCAGCAAUCGAUUCCAGCAUUGAUUCGUUAGACUCGCAAAAUUCUUCUAAUUCUGGGACCAAGGACAGUAUGGACAUGAUGGCAGGUGCCAGUGAAACUCUGCCGUGCACCAAUCGCGAAGUAACUAUAAUUAUGCCAUCGACGACAAUGGUGAAUGUAGAUAAUAUCGAUUCGGCAUUGGAUCAGGCCAGCAUUGACGCGGCUGGCGAAGUUACACCUACUCCAGCGCCAGCUCAUUUUCAUUGGACGUUGAGUAACUGGGUUGGUAGCAAUGGCAAUCAAACGGCAGCAGCUGCUCGUCGACGUAAUACGAGCUACACGUACAGCAGCACUGCGAAUGCUGUCCAGGGCAAUUUGCACAGUGCCAGCACUAUCUCACAAAACGACGCUCAGCUCGAACAGAUCCGUGUUGAUCUGGCCAGCCCGGAGGAUAUUUCAUUGGACACUGAUAGUUCUCGAGCUGUAUUCAGUGCUGCUUAUGGAACGACAGUUUAGAAGUUUCGUUUGCUUUCGUUAUUUGAAGAAAACAUUAUAGUUGUGAUAAAAAAGUACAGAUUUACUUUCUUGAUAAGAGAAAUGGUAGUUAAUGUAAGCGUGUGUUAGAAACAUACGAUAUUUACAUCCAGUGUUGAACUUUAUGUUUGAUUUUAAACUUAGUUUUAAUUAGUUUUUGAGAUACAUGUUUCAUAUUUUUCAUAUGAGUUAGUCAGUUUUUCGUUUCGAGUUUUUAUUCCUAUUCUACAUCUUGGUUCGUCUAGUCUAACCUACCACAUCCAAUCCCAACAGGAAAUGUAGUUGUGGUCAACAUAUUUUAAUUAAUGUUUCAUCUGGUUAAUUUUUUACCGAUUUAUGACACUCCCAAAAGAAUUUAUUUUUAGAUACCUAUUUAAAAUAUAUUUAUUCUCUUUCCCAAUCGGUAUAAAGCAGAUAGCGUUUUAUAUUUACAUGGUACUGAAAAAGCUGGAAAUUCUUAUUAAUAUGCAUUCAACCGAAAGGCAAUUAGUAUCUAACGUAAACCAAAUCAAGCACAGAUAAAUCAGCUAAACAAAUCUAGACUAAAUUUAAAUUCGUCUAGAAAUACAAUAUAAUAUACAUAGAAUCUUUUUUAUAUUUAGUGAAGUUGGUCUGCCAAUAAUACCGAGUAGAUCUUAACAAAUUAGCAAUAGGAGUCACAUGAUACAAAAUAUUUAUAGUGUUGUAUUUUUUCUAGUAACACUUAAAAUUGCGUUUAUAAUUUGCGCUUUGUAAAUCUGUACUGAUUUCAUAUAUGCAACCCGGUUAUGAACAGAGCACUGAUCUUACCUUCAAAUCUGAUAAUUCCAGCUCAUAUCAUUCCUUUAUUUGACAGAAACAAAACUGGCAAUUGGUUGAAAAUAAAAACGUACAAUUUCUCAUAAUAAGCGAGUAAGAAGAUAACUAAAAAGAAACAAUAACCUCAAUAGUUAAGAAUACUACUUAUAAAAACAAUACUACUUUUCGAAAUAGUGUAGCAAAAGUCAGCUCGCUAUCAUAAUAUUUCAACUACAACUCUAGUUCUGUAAGACGAAAUCACCAAUCUACGAUAAUGUAGCUUACAAUCUAAUUUAAACAGUACAGUUUCGAAUCGUUACAAAACGUGCUCUCUAAAAAUUACAAUAGAGCAAUAAUACUUCAUGACGAAAAGAUUUACAACUCGAAUAUUAAUUUCCGGUUCUCCUGUAAAAAAUAUUCCUCGCCCUAUUGACCCUUGAUUUACUGCUAACGCCAAAGAUUGUUCAAACGGACAUCUUACACCAAACCGAAGUAAAAAUUCGCAUCACAAUAUCUUCCGCGAAAUAGCAAGUUUUCUCAAUGUAGCUUGAGCGAUAGUAAUUCAUCUGGCAACGUAUCUUGUGUGCUUGCAUAUUUGUGUACAUACAGAAAUUAUCUGUACUAAUCAACCAUAGUAAAACGUUUUCUUUGUAAACCAUAUUUCAUUGAGAUAUAAACAAUAAAGGAGCUGGCGAUGAACUGUUUGCAGAUUAUAA